UUGUAUCAUUUUCACCGUGAUCCACUAAAUCCAUGAACAAAAUCAAAGAAACUUCCGAAUGGAAUGAGAUUGCAACAUGGUAGACAAGAGAAUCUGUCAAACAGAGAAAUAAAGAUUUUUAGCUUAGCUCAAAUUACAACCUCGGUGUGCCGCCUCUUCUUUCCCUCAAUUUCUUGCCAUAUCUCCAAAACCUUCACGAACCACACACCCAAAUCCAACAUCGUAGGAACUUUCACGCUUGUCUCGAGCCAUGAAGAAUUCGUGUUCUUUUUGUACUUGUUUCUCAGCAUCUGUCAAAGAACAAACCAAGCACGAAUUAUGGAUUGCAUCUGUUAUUACCCAACAGAGGAGCCAGAUGAAGAUAACAAUGAUGGCAGCUUCCGCAUAUUCACUUAUAGAGAAUUGAAUUCUGCCACACGAGGUUUUCACCCCUCGGAAAAGAUUGGAGAAGGAGGUUUUGGCACUGUCUACAAGGGGCAGCUUCGGGAUGGAACUUUUGUGGCCGUGAAAGUGCUUUCGAUUGAGCUAGAUUCCUUGAGAGGAGAGAGGGAGUUUGUGGCAGAAUUGAAUACACUAGCAAAUGUCAAGCACCAAAAUCUUGUCAUUCUCCGAGGGUGUUGUGUAGAAGGAGGCCACAGAUACAUAGUCUACGACUACAUGGAAAACAAUAGCCUUCGCCACACUUUCUUAGGUUCAGAGCAAAAAAAGAUGAAUUUCAGCUGGGAAACUCGGAGGGAUGUAUCCAUAGGUGUGGCAAGUGGGCUUGCCUUUCUCCACGAGGAACAUCAACCCCAUAUUGUGCAUAGAGAUAUCAAAUCCAGCAAUGUUCUUCUUGAUCGAAAUUUUACACCAAAAGUCUCCGAUUUUGGCUUGGCCAAGCUACUAAGAGAUGAAAAGUCCCACGUCACUACCCAUGUUGCUGGCACAUUCGGUUAUCUUGCACCAGACUAUGCUAGUUCUGGACACUUGACACGAAAAUCAGAUGUUUAUAGCUUUGGAGUUCUACUUUUAGAAAUUGUCAGUGGCCAACGCGUGGUAGAUUCGUCUCAAAACGGGGAGCGUUUCAUAGUUGAGAAGGCUUGGGCAGCAUAUGAGGCUAAUGAUCUUCUGAGAAUGGUGGAUCCCGUGCUGAAUAAGAACUAUCCCGUGGAAGAAGCGAAACGGUUCCUAAUGGUGGGGCUGCGUUGCGUGCAACAAAUGGCGAGGCUUAGGCCACGAAUGCCAGAGGUUGUGGACAUGCUGACCAACAAUGUUGAGACGGUAGAGUUUAGUGUUUCACAACCAGGAUUUGUCGCUGAUCUCAGCAGCGCCAGAAUAAGGAAGCAAAUGAAUCCAUCAGAAGAAUCAAGUGCUACUGCAGCAACCUUUGCAGACUCCUCUGGAUGGUAGAAUUUCUUGAUUGGAUGUGCGGCGGAGUCAUUUGGGGCCGUGCCCAACUGGGCUCCAAUAGGCAGAGGAGAUUGCGGAUCAUGUGGUCCAAUGAAUUGUUUCAUCAUUCUAAGAUUGAUUGACGUCAUUAGUUGAAAAAGAAGGUUUUUUUUUUCUUUUAUUUGGUACAUACCACCACAAUUAGAAUUUAGUUACAUUUAAAAGUUUAUUGUUUUUUCUCUCCAAGAGUGUUAUUGAGCUAACUGAACUACACUCAUCAGACUGAAAAAGAGAGAUUGAUAUAUAUGAGGGCCAUGAUUUUUUAUAUGACAAUAAUAAUGUCUUUGUAU
Glycine soja is the source of this 1718-nucleotide messenger RNA. RefSeq names its product putative serine/threonine-protein kinase. Gene Ontology annotation, molecular function: protein kinase activity; ATP binding. The transcript has 7 exons. The record is from RefSeq and is a predicted model, not a curated record. Bases 64 to 1389 code for a protein of 441 amino acids. Gene Ontology annotation, biological process: protein phosphorylation. NCBI's taxonomy places the organism in Eukaryota, Viridiplantae, Streptophyta, Magnoliopsida, Fabales, Fabaceae.